Messenger RNA from Phytophthora nicotianae INRA-310, 873 nucleotides. RefSeq lists its product as hypothetical. The coding region runs from base 1 to 846 and encodes 281 amino acids. Gene Ontology annotation, biological process: carbohydrate metabolic process. The transcript has 2 exons. Gene Ontology annotation, molecular function: carbohydrate binding; hydrolase activity, hydrolyzing O-glycosyl compounds. The record is from RefSeq and is a predicted model, not a curated record. Lineage: Eukaryota; Oomycota; Peronosporomycetes; Peronosporales; Peronosporaceae.
AUGUCAAUCCUCAUCCGCUUAGCUGCGCUGCUCAGUUGGAUCUUCUCGACCUCCACUUUCGGCUGCGCUCAACAUUUCAUCGACGGUUCUGGUUACUCCGUCACAUCUGCGAGUGAAGAUGCCGGUGUACUCACUAUUAACCUCGCUGUAAACACCGCUUCGACCUCGACCCCGUACGGCUCUGACCUGUCGGCACUCGUGGUGACGGUCACCAAGACGGAGAAAGACAGUGUCCGCGUGAAGAUCCUGGACAAGAACAGCAAGCGCUGGGAAGUGCCCAGGGACCUGUUCACCGCCGGUUCUCUGGGUACGGACAGCACGGCAACGUCUGCUGCGACGGAUCCGCUGUACUCGUUCAACUACACGCAGAAUCCGUUCACGUUCAAGGUGGUGCGCAAGUCCGACGGCUACACGCUCUUCGACUCGUCUGGUAUCUCGUUGGUGGUGAAGGAUCAGUAUCUGCAGGUGGCGACGGCGCUGGGCAGUGAUCUGAGCGUAUAUGGCAUUGGCGAGAGUACUCGCGACAACUUCAAGAUGUCUUCAGGCGACAAGCAAACUCUGUGGGCGCGCGAUCAGGGAUCCGCUACUCCUAUCGUCAACACUUACGGAUCACACCCGUUCUUCUUAGGUAUCAACAGUGCCGGUCAGGCCCACGUGGACACCUCGUUUACCAGGCUAUCGGUGGUGUACUCGACUUCAACAUCGUGGUUGGUCCGACCCCAGCGAACGUCGUCUCGCAAUACACCAAGCUCAUCGGACGUCCAAAACUCAUGCCGUAUUGGUCGUACGGAUUCCACCAGUGUCGUUGGGGCUACGGCUCUGUCGAUGCUCUCCGUACUGUCGUGAACAAGUACAAGAGCAGCAAUCUUCCGU